CACGACAGUAGCGGCGCCGAGCGCUAUUUCGUUCCUGUUCAACUACCUACCUUUACUUCAACUACUUAUCCAGUGCUGGGAGACAGACCUCGCCCGACAUCACAGCUUUUUUGGGAGCCACGAAACUUUCCGUGCGCCGUUUCCCACAAACACCCGGCCCGCAUCUUACCUCGAAACUCGCGCCGCAUUAAACAAUACCCUCGGCCGACUCAUUAAUGCCUACCGGGCCUCCUGGUUGCCCCUCCUCCCACCAUGGACUUCGAGGACGCUAGUGGUGGUUUCGGCGACAAGAAGCCACGCCCACUGCCAGACGACCUGCCCAAGUCUCUCAACGACCGCAGUCGCCGUCCCGUCGAGUUGGUUCCAGAGACGGAGAUGUAUGAUGGAUGGCAAGGACAAUCGCAAUUCCUGACCACACCUGUCCUUGCAAAGCCCCUCAACUUUGGCGACCUGAGCCUGGACGAUCGCACCUAUGACGAGGACAUCACAGCAGGCCCCAAGAACAGCGACGCGCGCCUCAUGGAGAUGAUUGCCGCACAAGCCGCCCACCGGGUUGGGCCCGGCUUCGACGACGAAGAAACAAUACUGUCAAACGAAAAGUUGUCCGAGGAUGAGAAGAAGGACUCGCUUCAGAGAGCUCUGAACAUGGCUGCCAGCAAUGGCGACGUCGAGAGGGUCAGCAGCAUCGUGAGCGGCAAGGCAAAGGCUUACGUCGAUAUCAAUGCGCCGGACGAAGACGGAACCCCGCCACUGAUAUAUGCAAGCUGUUUUGGCCACGAGGGUGUCGUGCAAGCGCUCAUCGACGCUGGCGCGGACGUCGACAAGCAAGACCGAAAUCAGUGGAGCGCUCUUAUGUGGGCGAUGACGAAUAGGCAUAAGAGCAUCGCCAAGACUCUCCUCGACAACGGUGCUUCGGCCGAACAAAAGACGUCGUCUGGCCGGACAGCCUUCGACUUCGUCCCUCCCGACAGCGACAUGUCCUUCUACCUACACGAUAGCGGCUACAACAUUGGAAAUGCUGGUACCGACGACUUCUACAACCCUGGCUUUUCACAGGAUCGGUUCGAGGAAGAAAUGGCCGAGAAUGAAUUGCGGAGACGGAUGAUGAUGGACAGCGCCCGAGAUCUUGAGGUUGACUUGGGCAAUGUCGGCAUGGACGACCAGCCAGAGAACUCCGAGGAGCUCGAGGAAGAGCAACCAGAGUUCGAAUGGUCUCGCUGUCUUCACGACCAGAUGUUUGUUUUCCAGGAACACGAGCUCGACCGCAUUCUCGACAUUAUCAUUACGAAUAUGACGCCCCAGCGAUCACCGGCACAAAAGCCUGUACCGGCGAACAUGAUUUUCUUAAGCGCACGAUAUGCACACUACCACUCCAGCCCCGACCUCCUAGCCAAGCUCAUGAUUUCGGCCAUGGACAAGAUCAACGACGUAGUCGAACAGUAUCAGUGGGACAUGACGAUACUGGCCUUCUGGAUAUCAAAUGCCACUUUGUUGCUUCACUACCUGAAGAAAGACGCCGGGCUCGUGGAGGCCACGGUCGAGUUCCAGGCUCAGCUGUCCGAGCUCAUCAACGAGAUAUUCAUCCUCAUCGUGCGGGACGCCGAGAGGCGCUUAGACAAGGUGCUUGACGCAGCGAUGCUAGACCACGAAACCAUCCCAGGCUUCGAAGACAUUGCGUUCCAGAACGAGUGGAGGAUCUUCAAACGAAAAGCACAAGUCAAGGAAGAGCCCAUGGAGAAGCGCUUCCGACCCCCUUCCCCAAAGCAACGGGCGAAGCCUGCUCCGCGCAACGUCACUUCACUACUCUCAUCCACCUUGUUUGUUCUUGAUCUUUAUGAUAUCCACUCAGUUAUUACGGCGCAAAUCAUCUCUCAACUUCUCUACUGGCUGGGGGCAGAGCUCUUCAACCGCAUCAUGUCCAACCGAAAGUACUUGGCUCGGACGAAAGCGAUGCAAAUCCGCAUGAACGUGUCGACACUGGAGGACUGGGCUAGGACCAAUAACCGCCAACCAGAACACUACGAAGGAGGCGAGACAAAGUCCUCGGGCGAGACGACCAUAGACGCUGCGAGGCGGCACAUGGCCCCCGUCAUUCAGCUGCUUCAAUGGCUACAGUGCUUCUCUUCACUAGGCGCCGACGACCUCGAGGCCUUGGUCGGCACCCUGCAGCAGUUGAAGAGGUUGAGCCCGCAGCAGCUCAUACAUGCGGCUUCUCAUUACAGGCCGGAGGUUGGCGAAAAGGGGUUGCCUAAGAGCGCUCUCAAGUAUCUCAACGCAAUCCAGGCAGAGCAUGUUCGGAGGAAGGAGGAUCGCAAGAGCAGCGCACCGUCAACACCGAUCAAGACGAAGCCCGCAAACGGCGGCAUAGGGGGAACGCCUGGAAGCCAGACGGCGGCAAAGACGCCAGGAGCUGACGAGAGUGACGAAGAAGAGGACGACGCGCCGGAGAACCUGCUCAUGGACCCGGCCAUGAUGCUACCCUUCAUUCUGCCAUCAGUCACGGAUAUGCUAGUCUCCUACGGCGCUGGUUUCGGCGGUGUCAACAAAGAGAGGGCACGCAAAUAUAUCCCUACGGUACCGCCCGAGUUCCUGUCGAAGCUCGAAGCUAGCGGCGCGCGGAAGGGCCCGAUGUUUAGUGAGAAGGACUGGGAGAACGAAGAGGUCUGAAGAGAGAGAGAGAGAGAGAGAGA
Molecule: messenger RNA, 2690 nt
Organism: Colletotrichum scovillei
Lineage: Eukaryota; Fungi; Ascomycota; Sordariomycetes; Glomerellales; Glomerellaceae
Product: DIL domain-containing protein
Exons: 4
Coding region: 253-2667 (804 amino acids)
Molecular function (GO): GTPase binding
Source: RefSeq, a predicted model, not a curated record